This is a messenger RNA of Phoenix dactylifera (date palm), 3989 nucleotides long. Its product is annotated as FT-interacting protein 1-like. NCBI's taxonomy places the organism in Eukaryota, Viridiplantae, Streptophyta, Magnoliopsida, Arecales, Arecaceae. The record is from RefSeq and is a predicted model, not a curated record.
UCCCACCCACCCCUUGUCCUAUCCAUCUCAACGCAAGGCUCUCUUGCAGUUCCUCUUCUAAACAAGGCGCGACGCACAUUACUCGACAUGGUCAGUUCUCUGCCAACCAACUCAGAGCUUUGUCCGUGACCCAUCUGGUUCCAUGACUGAUUUGGUGAAGGCACCGCCACCAACCCAUCAUGACCACAUCUUUAUUCCCUCCACUUUCCUCUUUUAAAUGUAGCUUCCAAGUUCUUCCCUCUUUGAACCCUUUAGUCCUUGGUUCACAGAGACACAUCUUCUCCAUGAAAGAAGUCCUCCCCCUCCCCCCAUGAAGGCAAAGUCCGCCAUCUUAAGUCGCCAAAAGAAAGGAGACACGACUUGUUCGAGGUUCCUUGCAAGGUGGCCGCUUCCGCUUCCUUGCCGGCGAGAGAAGCCGAGAAAACUGGCUGAGGCCCGGCAAGCGCAUUCGUUGAGGUGGACUUCGGCAACCAGCUAAUCAGAGCCAGAAUCAUUCCCACGGAUCUCAACCCCGUGUCGAGGUCUGCAUCCUUGUUGGAGAGAUAUCAACCCUUCCGCUGACACAAACUAAAACAUCGACCGAUACUGAAACCACCAGCGAUAGUCGUAGCAAGACUUCUGAAGAGGAAGCACAUCAGUUGUCGCCACAGCCAGGGGAAAUCCAACGAGCAGCGGAGCCGAGCAGCUGCGCCGGUGCUGGUUAUGGCAUCCCACCAGGUCCGACAUGGCCAGGCCCAGCCGAGCCGGGCAGAGGAGUACAAGCUCAAGCACACCAGCCCCCAGCUCGGCGAGCGUUGGCCUGCAGGGGCCCAUGGGAGGGGCGCCGGGUGGAUGAUGGGCCUCUGCGGCGACAAGUUCACGAGCACCUACGACCUUGUCGAGCAGAUGUACUGCCUCUACGUGCGCGUUGUCAAGGCCAAGGACCUCCCCACCAAUGCCAUCACCGGCAGCUGCGACCCCUACGCCGAGGUGAAGCUCGGCAACUACCGGGGCACCACCAAACACCUGGAGAAGAGGACCAAUCCUGAAUGGAACCAGGUGUUCGCUUUCUCCAAGGAGCGAAUCCAGUCGACAGCUCUCGAAGUAUUUGUCAAGGAUAGGGAGGUGGUGGCGAGGGACGACUACGUCGGCAAGGUGGUGUUUGAUCUGAAUGAAGUGCCGACCAGAGUCCCGCCGGACAGUCCUUUAGCCCCGCAGUGGUACCGGCUGGAGGAUCGCCGGGGGGACGCGAAGGUGAGAGGGGAGAUCAUGCUGGCCGUGUGGAUGGGGACGCAAGCCGACGAGGCCUUCCCGGAGGCGUGGCACGCCGACGCUGCCUCGGUCCACGGCGAGGGAGUCUUCAACAUCCGGUCGAAGGUCUACGUCUCUCCGAAGCUCUGGUACCUCCGAGUGAAUGUCAUCGAAGCUCAGGACGUGCAGCCCAACGGAAAAGGGCGGUUUCCGGAGGUGUUCAUCAAGGCUCAGGUCGGGAACCAGGUGCUUAAGACCAGAAUCUGCAGCGCGAGGACCUUGAGUCCGAUGUGGAACGAAGACUUGGUGUUCGUCGUGGCCGAGCCCUUCGAGGAGCAUCUGGUGCUCACCGUCGAGGACCGGGUGCAGCCGACGAAGGACGAGGUGCUCGGGAGGACUGCGCUGCCACUGACGCUGUUCGAGAAGCGGCUGGACCACCGGCCGGUGCACUCGCGGUGGUUCAAUCUGGAGAGGUUCGGCUUCACCGUGCUCGAAGGCCAGCAAUGGAAGGAGCUCAAGUUCUCGAGCAGGGUCCACCUCCGCGUCUGCCUCGAGGGAGCUUACCAUGUCAUGGACGAGUCCACCAUGUACAUCAGCGACACCCGGCCCACUGCCCGUCAGCUCUGGAAGCAGCCCAUCGGAGUUCUGGAGGUCGGCAUUCUCAGCGCCCAGGGACUGAUUCCGAUGAAGAUGAAGGAUGGCAGAGGCGCCAGCGACGCCUACUGCGUCGCAAAGUAUGGCCAGAAAUGGGUAAGAACUCGAACAAUUAUCGACUCAUUCAGUCCGAAAUGGAAUGAGCAGUACACAUGGGAGGUCUACGACCCCUGCACCGUGAUCACGCUCGGCGUGUUCGACAACUGCCAUCUCGGCGGCAACGACAAGCCUGCCGGAGGCGGCCCAGCUAAAGACCUGAGAAUCGGCAAGGUGAGGAUCCGGCUAUCGACGCUCGAAAUGGAUCGGAUAUACACCCAUGCAUAUCCUCUCAUCGUCUUGCAGCCGUCGGGGGUGAAGAAGAUGGGGGAGCUGCAGCUGGCGGUGCGGUUCACCUGCUUGUCUUUGGCCAACGUAAUCUAUCUCUACGGCCACACUUUGCUCCCCAAGAUGCAUUACAUUCACCCAUUCACCGGGAACCAGGUCGACAGCCUGCGGUACCAGGCGAUGAGCAUCGUCGCGGCGAGGCUCGGCCGGGCGGAGCCGCCCCUGAGGAAGGAGGUGGUGGAGUACAUGCUCGACGUGGACUCCCACAUGUGGAGCAUGAGGAGGAGCAAGGCCAACUUCUUUCGGAUCAUGUCGCUGCUCUCAGGGACCCUCGGUACGUGCCGCUGGUUCGACGGCGUUUGCCAUUGGAAAAAUCCGAUCACGACCAUACUAGUCCAUGUCCUGUUCCUGAUACUGAUCUGCUACCCGGAGCUGAUCCUGCCGAUGAUGUUGCUCUACAUGUUUGUGAUUGGGCUGUGGAAUUAUAGGUUCAGGCCGAGGCACCCGCGGCACAUGGACACGAAGCUCUCAUGGGCGGAGGCGAUACAUCCGGACGAGCUCGAUGAGGAGUUCGACACGUUUCCGACGUCGAAGCCGCAUGAUUUGGUCCGGAUGAGGUAUGACAGGCUUCGGAGCGUGGCGGGGAGGAUACAGACGGUGGCGGGGGACAUGGCGACGCAAGGGGAGAGGUUUCAGUCUCUGUUGAGCUGGAGAGACCCGAGGGCAACCGGCCUGUUCGUGAUGUUCUGCCUAGUUGCAGCUGUGGUGCUGUAUGCGACUCCAUUCAGGGUGAUAGCUCUGGUCGCAGGACUGCAUACGCUGCGCCACCCCCGGUUCAGGAGCAAGCUGCCGUCAGUGACGAGCAAUUUCUUCAAGAGACUGCCGUCCCGGAUUGAUAGCAUGCUCUGAAGGCUGAAGCUGCGAUGGUUGGAAACAUCAUGAGGGAAUUCCACGAUUUCUUGUAGCUUUUGGCAUUUGUUGAAGUAUCCUGCUUUUUGCGAGAUGUUUUUAGUCAUGAGUCCAGGUCUCUUGUUUUGUUCGUUUUGGAUGGUGAGGCGAGCGAGGCAUGUAUGCAACUCCCAAAGUCCUUUCGUUUCGCGUUUUUGAUAUGAUGCGUUUUGAGCUUUCUUUUUUAUUUUUUUUAACUCCCUCCCCGGCUUUACGAGAAAACCUACCAAAACAUCGUUUAUAGGCUAAGUUGCAGGCUACCAUCAAAUCUUAGAAGUACUUAAGGCAAAUGAACGUGAAACUUAUGUGGAGAAAAUUUAAAUUGGCUGGCUGAAGAUGGUUGGAUGAAAGGGAUGACGGGUCACACGUUAAGUAUUAGAGCGAUAUUUCACCGGUUUGUUUAAAAGAAACUUGCAAUUCUCCAAAAUUCAAUCAUCAAAUGUAUCACAAAAUAUGAUAAUUUUAAUUCUCAUUCUAAUCCAAUUCUAAUUGCAAAUGAAACAUAUUGUUAACGUAAUUUCAAAAGUAAUAAUGUAUUGUCACUGCCAAAAUAAAGAAUUGUGAUAAUUUCUUGACUGCAUCACGUAGCAUCAUCCAUGAUUUAAGAUCAGGCUGCUGAACUUUGGCCGCACAAAUUUAGCAAAAACAACUCCUUUAUGCAGAUUCCAAAUGAAACUAUUUUCAUAGUGCUGAAAGAGUCAUUCUUAAAGAAGGUAAGAAAUAACAUGGGAUCUAUUUAUAAUGCAGAUAUAACCAAAUAGUCCGACCCACCAAAUAAGACCUGAGUAAACAUCCCUCAUGCAUGACAAACCAAACAUAAUAAAAAGAAAAAA